This is a messenger RNA of Dioscorea cayenensis subsp. rotundata (Guinea yam), 5193 nucleotides long. RefSeq lists its product as uncharacterized. The coding region runs from base 133 to 4974 and encodes 1613 amino acids. The transcript has 24 exons. Lineage: Eukaryota; Viridiplantae; Streptophyta; Magnoliopsida; Dioscoreales; Dioscoreaceae. Gene Ontology annotation, biological process: autophagosome assembly. The record is from RefSeq and is a predicted model, not a curated record. Gene Ontology annotation, molecular function: protein binding. Gene Ontology annotation, cellular component: autophagosome membrane.
CUCUUUCACCAUCUUCUUCUCCGUUCCCCGAUCAAAACCCUCUCUUUCUCCGUUCUCGAUCCAUUCCCCUCUCUGGAUCCUUUCCAACGAGAUCGCUGGCGAGGGAGCUGUGGAGAUUCAUAGGAAGCGAAGAUGAUGGAGUGGGCGACGGUGCAGCACCUCGACCUCCGCCAUGUUGGCCGUGAGCUCAAGCCCCGCCAGCCCCACGCCGCCGCUUUCCAUCCCUCCCAAGCCAUCGUCGCCGUCGCGAUCGGAAACUUCAUCAUCGAAUUCGAUGCGAUUACGGGGAACAAAAUUUCUUCUAUUGAUAUUGGUGCUCAUGUUGUGGUAAUGGCGUAUAGUCCUAUCAAUGAUCAUACUGUCAUCGCAAUUCUUGAGGACUGUACUGUCAGAGCCUGUGAUUUUGAUACUGAACAAACUCUAGUGUUACACUCUCCUGAAAAACGGUCGGAACAUGUUUCUUCAGACACAGAGGUCCAUCUUGCAUUGACUACUCUCCAACCUGUUGUAUUUUUUGGUUUUCACAGACGGAUGAGUGUGACAGCUGUAGGCACAAUUGAAGGGGGGAGGCCACCAACAAAAAUAAAGACGGAUCUGAAAAAACCCAUUGUUAACCUUGCUUGUCAUCCUCGUCUUCCUGUCCUGUAUGUUGCCUAUGCUGAUGGCCUCAUUCGAGCAUAUAACAUCCAGACUUAUGCAGUCCAUUAUACACUACAGCUUGAUAAUACAAUUAAGCUUAUUGGUGCUGGUGCUUUUGCUUUCCACCCUACCUUGGAAUGGAUCUUUGUUGGUGACCGAAGGGGUACACUUUUAGCAUGGGAUGUGUCAACUGAGAGACCAAACAUGAUUGGAAUCACACAGGCUGGCUCACAUCCAAUAACAUCUGUUGCAUGGCUUCCAAUGCUGCGGUUGCUUGUAACCCUUUCAAAGGAUGGAACACUCCAAGUGUGGAAGACACGAGUUGGGUCUAAUCCAAACAGACCUAUGCAAGCAAAUUUUUUUGAGCAUGCAGCACUUGAAAACAUCGACAUCACUCAAAUCUUAUCUGCUCAGGAUGGAGAAGCAGUUUAUCCUUUACCUAAAAUAAAAAGUUUGGCAGUCCAUCCAAAGUUUAAUUUGGCUGUGCUACUGUUUGCAGAUAUGGCAAGUGGAGCAAAUCCACAAAAUAAGGCUACGUACACAAGAGAAGGAAGGAAGCAACUUUUUACUGUUCUUCAGAGUGCAAGGGGAUCGACAGCUGCGGUAUUGAAGGAAAAACUUUCAUCUUUGGGAUCAUCGGGGAUCUUGGCUGACCAUCAGCUUCAAGCGCAGCUGCAAGAGAAUCAAUUGAAGGGCCAAAAUCAGCUGACAAUAUCGGAUAUUGCACGGAAAGCUUUUCUUCACAGUCAUUUCUUGGAAGGACAUGCAAAAGGUGGUCCAAUAUCUAGAUUGCCUCUCAUUACUAUCUCUGAUCCUAGUCAUCAGUUACGAGAUUUUCCUGUUUGCCAGCCUUUCCAUUUGGAGCUGAACUUUUUUAAUAAAGAGAACCGUGUCCUUCAAUAUCCCAUCAGAGCAUUUUAUCUGGAUGGCUUCAAUCUUAUGGCUUAUAAUCUGUCUUCUGGAGCAGAUAAUUUAUAUAAGAAGCUCUAUUCAUCAAUCCCAGGAAAUGUUGAAUGCCUUCCUAAGAGCAUACUUUAUAGUUCCAAGCAACACUUGUUUUUGGUUGUUUUUGAGUUAAGUGGUGCCACUGGUGUUGUACAUGAAGUUGUUCUUUACUGGGAGCAGACAGAUCAACAGUCAGUCAACAAUAAAGGAAGCUCAUUAAAAGGUCGGGAUGCUGCACUAAUGGGGCCAAAUGAAAAUCAAUAUGCCAUUCUUGAUGAAGAUAAAACAAGCCUUUCUAUGUAUGUUUUGCCUGGGGGUGGGCGCCAAGAAGCUGAUAUAAAUAAUGUUCAGGCAGCACUUGAUGCAGAGACAUUUGCUGAAAAGGAAGUAGUUAAUCAGGGUCCUCUUCACUUCUCUUUCGAAACAGAGGUUGAUCGGAUAUUUUCUUCCCCACUAGAAUCAACCAUUUUGUAUGCUAUUGCUGGAAAUCACAUUGGACUGGCUAAGCUAGUUCAAGGAUAUCGGCUAUCUGGUGAUGAUGGACUGUAUAUUUCAACUAAAACUGAAGGGAAAAAGUUCAUUAAAUUAAAACCAAAUGAAAAUGUUCUCCAGGUUCACUGGCAUGAGACUCUAAGAGGGCGUGUUGCUGGAAUAUUGACAACUCAUCGGGUAUUGAUUACUUCAGCAGAUCUAGACAUACUGUCUGGCAGUUCAACUAAAUUUGAUAAGGGACUCCCAUCAUAUCGAUCUCUUCUCUGGGUUGGCCCUACGCUUCUGUUUUCAAGCGCAACUGCAGUUAGCAUUCUUGGAUGGGAUAGCCGAGUUCGAACCAUUAUCUCAAUCAGCAUGCCAUAUUCUGUGUUAGUUGGCGCCUUGAAUGAUCGUCUAUUGUUUGUAAACCCAACAGAGAUAAAUCCUAGACAAAAGAAAGGUGUUGAGAUAAGGAGUUGUCUUGUUGGUCUUCUUGAACCCCUUCUUAUUGGAUUUGCAACCAUGCAACAACAUUUUGAGCAGAAGCUCGAUCUUUCUGAGGUUUUAUACCAAAUAACAUCAAGGUUUGAUAGUUUGCGCAUUACUCCAAGAUCUCUGGAUAUUUUGGCUAAAGGGUCUCCAGUUUGCGGUCACCUUGCCGUAUCAUUGUCUCAAGCUGGUCCUCAGUUCACUCAGGUGUUGCGAUGCAUUUAUGCAAUCAAAGCUCUUCGCUUCUCGACUGCUUUAUCAGUUUUGAAGGACGAGUUCCUGCGUUCCAGGGAAUAUCCUCAUUGUCCACCUACUUCUCAUUUGUUCCACCGCUUUCGACAAUUGGGAUAUGCUUGCAUUAAGUAUGGUCAGUUUGAUAGUGCCAAAGAAACUUUUGAAGUGAUCGCAGAUUAUGAAAGUGUGCUAGAUCUAUUUAUUUGCCAUCUGAACCCGAGUGCCAUGCGGCGUCUUGCUCAGAAAUUAGAAGAGGCUGCCACUGAUUCUGAGCUCAGGAGAUACUGUGAAAGAAUCUUAAGAAUUCGUUCUACUGGGUGGACACAAGGUAUCUUUGCAAACUUUGCUGCUGAAAGUAUGGUUCCUAAAGGUCCUGAAUGGGGAGGUGGGAACUGGGAAAUCAAGACACCCACAUCUCAGAAGGAUGUACCUCAAUGGGAACUAUCAGGAGAGGUUAUGCCAUAUAUGAAGACAAAUGAAGGUGGUAUCCCAGCCAUAAUUGCAGAUCAUAUUGGUGUAUAUUUGGGGGUUAUAAGGGGGAGAGGUAAUAUGGUUGAAGUAAGUGAAACAAGUUUGGUUAAAGCAUUUAGGGCAGGAAGUAGUGAAGUUAAGGUUCCCAGCUUGCCUGAAUCGCUGUCCAAUCCCAGCAAGCCUCCUGCAAAUGGUGGUUCAAAAGGUGAUAGUAUUGCAGAAACCUUGUCUCGACAAUUGGCAGGUGCUCCUGCACCUUCAGAUGAGCAGGCAAAAGCAGAGGCAGAAUUCAAGAGAACUUUAUAUGGUGUUGUUGAUGGGAGCAGCAGUGAUGAAGAUGACGCAAAGUCAACAACUAGAAAGAUUCAAAUAAGGAUUCGUGACAAGCCCAGUGCUCCUGCAGUUGAUGUUAACAAAAUAAAAGAAGCUACAAAACAAUUUAAACUUGGUGACGGAUUGGGUCCUCCAAUGAGGACUAAGUCAUUGUCUGGUGGACCCCAAGAUAUUUCACUUUUAUCUGAUCCAACUCCUGCAACAACUAGUGCAGCUGCUUCAGCUACUGUUGCUGAUAUGUUUGGGACAAACACUCCAUUGCUUGCACCACCAGCACAGUCAAAUCCAAUGGUUAUGGGCAUGGGAGUUUCUGCAGGACCUAUUCCAGAAGACUUUUUCCAGAACACAAUUUCAUCAAUCCAAGUUGCGGCUUCUUUAGCCCCUCCUGGAACAUAUUUAUCGAAGGUUAGUCAAGCCCCUCAAGGCCCUCAAGUCAUGGAGGGAAGCAAAUCAGCUCCUACGUCAAAUGUGAUGCCUGAUAUUGGCCUUCCAGAUGGCGGGGUCCCACCCCAAGCCUCACAACAGGCAGCUGUUCCACCUGUGACCGUAGGGCUACCUGGUGGUGGAGUUCCCCCUCAGUCCCAGGCGCCUGCUCCCCAGACUGCCUUCACCUCGCAGCCUGUUGAUCUGAGUUUACUUGAAGUCCCAGGUUCCACUGCUGCAACUGGUGCCUCGAAAGCUCAACCUCCUCCCCCGUCUCCCCCAACAGCUGUGCGCCCUGGCCAAGUACCUCGUGGAGCUGCUGCUUCAGUUUGCUUCAAGACAGCACUUGCUCACCUCGAGCAAAAUCAACUUCCUGAUGCACUUUCCUGUUUGGAUGAAGGUUUCUUGGCUCUUGCCAAGGAUCAAUCUCGUGGGGCUGAUAUUAAAGCACAAGCUACUAUUUGUGCCCAGUACAAGAUUGCUGUGGCUUUACUUCAGGAAAUCGCACGGCUGCAGAAAGUCACAGGCGCCAGUGCUCUCAGUGCCAAGGAUGAAAUGGCGAGACUGUCUCGCCAUCUUGGAUCCCUGCCUCUUCUUGCCAAGCACCGCAUAAACUGCAUAAGGACAGCUAUAAAGCGGAAUAUGGAGGUACAAAACUACGCAUAUGCAAAAGUAAUGCUUGACCUCCUGCUCUCCAAGGCACCUCCGAGCAAGCAGGAUGAGCUCAGAAGCCUUAUUGAUAUGUGCGUUCAGAGGGGCCUAACCAACAAAUCCAUUGAUCCCUUGGAAGACCCUUCACAGUUUUGUGCCGCCACCCUGAGUCGCCUAUCAACCAUUGGCCAUGAUGUUUGUGACCUCUGCGGCGCAAAAUUCUCUGCCCUCUCCACACCUGGUUGUAUCAUUUGUGGUAUGGGAAGCAUCAAAAGGUCAGAUGCUCUUGCAGGCCCUGUACCCUCACCUUUUGGUUGAUAUGUUACUUGGUUUGUGUCAUGUACAAAGCUAUCAGAGUGAGUAACUGUGUUGUGUGUAUUUUUCUCUGGCUUGAGAUAUUAGUGUAGGCUCACACAAAAUGCUGUCUGGGACUGUGAGAAGUUCCCUGGAUAUAGAUGAUUUUUUGACAUCAUUUGAUUCGUGCUGCUUGUAAAGAUUCAUUUGAUUUAUUAUUCAUCUAGGCUUUUUAUUUUUUUA